CUCCUACUUCACCAUCAUCAUUAUUGAUAAAACUUGCAUGGUUGUUGAGGUAAUACAAGAGGCUUAAAAAGUGGAUCGAAUGGAUGGGAAGAGACCUCUCCCUCCCAAUGAUCCAGAAAAGAAAGAAGUCGUCCAAAGUUUUUUAUCAUGCACAUCAGCUCGAGCUGAUAAUGAACUUUCUGCAAUGGUAUCAGCCCUUACGUAUGUGAUCAGCUCAAGCUACCAAGCAAGAAAAGGAGAGGGGGGAGGCGAAGGGAAAACUGCAACGAUCGAGGUCCAAAAUCCGGUGGUGUUGGGGUCUGGUGCAAGGGAAAUUUGUCAACCUUUUGAAGAGCAUGGAACACACAGAAAGCACUAUAGAGGAGUAAGGCGAAGGCCAUGGGGAAAAUGGGUAGCUGAGAUAAGAGACCCAAAGAAGGCAAUCCGUGUUUGGUUAGGCACCUUUGACACAGCUGAGGAUGCAGCAUUAGCUUAUGACGAAGCAGCACUAAAGUUCAAAGGCUCCAAAGCUAAGCUCAACUUUCCAGAACGAGUCCAAGAUCAAAUUGAUCUUGGCUUCUUAGUAUCCAAAGACAUUAAUCCUGAACCAAUCCCUAAUAUCAUAGUCCCCUCCUACCCAGACCUUAUUCAAUAUGCACAACUUCUCCAAAGCAGCGAUGAGGAUUUACAAAAUGUGGCCUCUGCACUAUAUGUUAGAGAACCCACCCUUUUAGGGGCUUCUCAGGUGCCACGAGCUUCUACCUUAACAUCCCCAUUGGCAUUUCCACAAUUUGGACCAAGCUCAUCCUCUUUGUUGAGCUCGAGGACUAAAGAUGAUCAAGGGGAAGAUAGUACAGAAACUAGCCAACCAAGAGAGUGAAAACAUCAAUUUAGUUGGUGCAAUGCAAUAGUUUUAGGGACAAGAAUUGAGGAGAGGUUUAUAUGGUCUAUUGAAGAUUUUGUGUUUUUUUAUAGAUCUUCAAUUCGGUUGAUUUUUGUAUUGUCUAUUUGCCUUUAUUUUUGAUC
This is a messenger RNA of Elaeis guineensis (African oil palm), 1005 nucleotides long. The record is from RefSeq and is a predicted model, not a curated record. Lineage: Eukaryota; Viridiplantae; Streptophyta; Magnoliopsida; Arecales; Arecaceae.